UCCCCGGGCAUCGCUCCGAGGAGCCUGAACCCCCUCCCGGCUGGGCUGGGGGCUGCCCAGGGCACUGCUGACAUGCACUAGAGGAGCGGAGCAGGGGCUUGGCCGCAGCCCAGCCCUGGCACAGCCUCGCCUCGCCUCGCCUUUUGAUUUUAUUUUAUUUUUUUUUUUCCCCCCCCUCCUCCCCUUCCACUUCAUUUCUUUCUUUCCCUCUCUUUCGCCUUUAAGUGGGAAAGCCCUGCCGGCUGGGGAAGGCUGGGAGGGCAGGGAGAGCCUCGGCAGGCAGCAGAUAGAGAGUGCGGAGGAGGAGAGGAAGGAAUUUCGGGGACGUGCGGCGCAGGCACUCGGCUGGUGGGACCCUGCCCAAGGACUCAGACGCCCAGCCCGGAGCCCAGCAUGCUGUGCCCCACUCUCAAGACGUGUCUGUGGCUCCUCAUCCUCACUGGUCUGCUGGAGGUAACAUUUGGGGACAGGAGGCUGCACAUCGAACCCAGAGACACUGAGCUUGUCCUCAGCCUCCACAGCACCUUCUCCCUCCUGUGCUAUGGGGACAGGGAGCUGGUCUGGGAACGGGAGGGGCAGCGCCUCACUGCCUCGCUGGAGCACAGGGAUGGUGUCUUUGUCAGCAAUCUCACCCUCAGGAAUGUGACAGGCCAUCACACCGGGGAGUACACGUGCACCUACAGCCCUGAGCAGGCUCCAGAGCCAGCGGAGAGGAGAGCCCUCUACAUCUACGUUCCAGAUCCCUCCCUGGUUUUCCUCCCUGCAGUCACCUCUGAAGAGGUCUUCAUCUUCAUCACGGGCUACACAGAGGCUGUGAUCCCAUGCCGUGUGACCAACCCACAGAUGCAGGUCACCCUCUAUGAGAAGAAGGUGGAGAACCCCAUCCCAGCUACAUAUGAUCCACAACAGGGAUUUAAGGGCUUCUUUGAAGAUAAGACCUAUUUCUGCCGGACAUUUGUGGAUGACCAGGAGGUGGAUUCAGACACUUUCUAUGUCUACAGGAUCCAGGUGUCAUCAGUGAAUGUCUCCAUCAGUGCAGUGCAGACCAUGGUGCGCCAGGGAGAAAACGUCACCGUGAUGUGCACCGUGAGCGGCAACGAGCUGGUCAACUUCAACUGGGACUAUCCCCGCAAGCAAGCAGGGAAGGCUGUGGAGCCAGUGACUGACUUCCUGCCUGGAUCCACUCAUGAGAUCCGCUCCAUCCUCAUCAUCCAGAACGCAGAGCUGGAGGACAGUGGGACCUAUGUCUGCAAUGUCUCCGAGGGCUACCAUGAGAAAACGGACAGGAAGGACAUCACCGUCCAAGUGAUCGAGCAUGGCUUUGUGCACUUCCACACCCACCUGCCCAGCACGGUGUAUGCUGAGGUCCACAAGAGCCACACUAUCCUGGUGGAAGUGGAGGCUUAUCCCCAGCCCAGCAUUGUGUGGCUGAAGAACAACAAGACAUUGACCAUGGAGAGCAGCAGUGAGUUCACCAUCACCAGCAGGAACCUGUCAGAAACCAGGUACCAGACAGCUCUGGUGCUGGUGCGGGUGAAGCAGGAAGAAGGAGGAUUUUACACCAUUCGAGCUUCCAAUGAUGAUGAUGAGCAGGAGCUCUCCUUCCAUCUGCAGAUAAAUGUGCCAGCUAAAGUGGUGGAUCUCAAGGAGAACAGCAGUGCCAGCAGUGGGGAGCAGACAGUAACAUGCUCUGCUGAAGGCAUGCCCCAGCCAGAGAUCAGCUGGUCUACUUGCAGCGACAUCAAAUGGUGCAGCAGCAAGGGACAGCCCACCCGGCUGCUGGGGAACGAGUCGGCCGAGAUCGGCGUGCAGACCAACGCCUCGUACCACGCGGAGCGGCAGCUCUACCGCGUCAACAGCACCCUGCAGCUGCACAGGGUGCACGAGCCCCUGCUCCUCAGGUGCACUGUGCAGAACUUCCUGGGCACCAACUCCCAGGACAUCACUCUGGUCCCACACGCCUUGCCAUUCAAGGUGGUCAUCAUUUCUGUCAUCCUGGCCUUGCUGGUCCUCACUGUGAUCUCGCUGAUCAUCCUGAUCGUGCUGUGGCAGAAGAAACCUCGUUAUGAAAUCCGCUGGAAGGUGAUUGAGUCAGUCAGCUCUGAUGGGCACGAGUACAUCUAUGUGGAUCCCAUGCAGCUCCCUUAUGACUCCACCUGGGAGGUGCCCAGGGACAAGCUGGUGUUAGGACGCACUCUCGGCUCCGGUGCAUUUGGUCGUGUGGUGGAGGCAACAGCCCAUGGCCUGAGCCAUUCACGGUCUACCAUGAAAGUGGCAGUCAAAAUGCUCAAGUCCACAGCCCGCAGUAGUGAGAAGCAAGCCCUCAUGUCCGAGCUGAAGAUCAUGAGCCACCUGGGACCUCACCUCAACAUCGUCAACUUGCUGGGGGCCUGCACCAAAGGAGGACCCAUCUACAUCAUCACCGAGUACUGCCGCUACGGGGACCUGGUGGAUUACCUGCACCGCAACAAGCACACCUUCCUGCAGUCCUGCGGGGAGAAGGCACGGCGAGAGGCAGAGCUCUACGGGAACACCCCCAAGGAGGACCAUGUGCACAGCCUCUUUGCUUCCCCCCACAGCCACCUCUCCAUGUCUGUCGAGAGUGACGGUGGCUACAUGGACAUGAGCAAGGAUGACUCCCUGGACUAUGUGCCCAUGUCUGACAUGAAGGGUGAAGUCAAGUACGCUGACAUCGAGUCCUCUAACUAUGGCACCCCCUAUGAGCUGGACAGCUACUCCCCCUCAGCUCCUGAAAGGACAGACCGGGUGACGCUGAUAAACGAGUCUCCACUCCUCAGCUACAUGGACUUGGUGGGCUUCAGCUUCCAGGUGGCCAAUGGGAUGGAGUUCCUGGCUUCCAAAAAUUGUGUGCACCGUGACCUGGCCGCCAGGAAUGUCCUCAUCUGUGAGGGGAAGCUGGUGAAGAUCUGUGACUUUGGCCUGGCGAGGGACAUCAUGAGGGAUUCCAACUAUAUCUCCAAAGGCAGUACUUUUUUGCCCCUUAAGUGGAUGGCUCCAGAGAGCAUCUUCAACAACCUCUACACCACCCUCAGUGAUGUGUGGUCUUUUGGGAUUCUUCUUUGGGAGAUAUUCACUCUAGGAGGGACUCCAUACCCUGAGCUGCCUAUGAAUGAGCAGUUCUACAACGCCAUCAAACGUGGCUAUCGGAUGUCCAAACCCACCCAUGCCUCUGAUGAAAUCUACAACAUCAUGCAGAAGUGCUGGGAGGAGAAGUUUGAGAUCAGGCCAUCCUUCUCACAGCUUGUGGUGCUUAUGGGAAGCCUCCUGGUGGAUUGCUACAGAAAGAGGUACCAGCAGGUGGAUGAAGAGUUCAUGAAGAGUGACCACCCCGCAGUUGUCCGCACAAGACCCACCAUUCCUGUUCUGAACAACGCCCGCCCUGCUGCCAGCUCCCCCAGCAGCAGCAUCCUCUACACAGCCGUGCACCAGAAUGGGGGAGAGAACGAUUAUAUCAUCCCUCUUCCUGACCCCAAACCUGAGGCAAACUGUGACCUCCCUCAGGAGGCCUCCCUCAGCCGGGCCAGCUCUGUGCUGAACGAGGCCAACACGUCAUCUACAAUAUCCUGUGACAGCCCUCUGGGCCUCCGGGAGGACGAGGAGCAGGAAUCCGACCCACAACCAGGCUGCCAGGAGCCAACCACAGCACACCAAGAGGUGGAGGAGAGUUUCCUGUAGUCACAGCUGGGAUGACUUUGCAUCUCCUCAUGGAGAGGCCAGCUGAGGGGCUGACCCAGAUGUCACAGAGAGACAUGAUUGCGCUUGUACAUCAGGACAUCCCCUCCUGUCCCAGCAGUCCUCCUUCCCUCCUGCCUCCCAGUGCUGGGUGGGGAAUUGAGGACUUUUUCCCAUUGCCAUUCCCUUCCCCCUUAAAAAAGAGGUGGCUCAGUGCCAGAAACCCUCAAUAUCACUGCCACAUCCUCCUCAGUGAUCAAACCACUGCAGGAGGGAGACAUCUCACAGACCAACAUCUUCUCAAGUGGAAGACAUGUGUUGGAUCUCCACAAGACGCCACUUCCUGCAUUGCUAAGAUGAUACUCCAGCCUCUUCCUCCUCCAUGGCAAGGAGUUUCGUCUCCUUUGCACCAGCACUUCCCUGAUGGUCUCAGCAGCAGCCACACCGUGGUUCUGUGAAAUACCACUGGGAUAGAAAAUCCACCUGGAGCCCAUUGCUGGGGUGUAGAGAACCUGUAACACUGACCUUCAGCUGCUGGAGGUCAGGAGUACAUUGGAUUCUCCCCCAAGCACAGUCAAGUCCUGAAGAGGCCAGCCAGUGUCUGGGAGGUAUGGAGUUACCAUUUUCCUCACUUGACAGCUCUUCUGUGGUGGAUAGAGCAUCACAAGCACUACAGGUACUCACAGCUCUGGGGCACAGCUCUGCAUUCACCUGGAGGCUGUCACACCCUUUUGUGCCCAGCAUGGCACCAGGAGCCCUUAGGACAUGGCAGGAGCUCCAAAUGCCCUCACAAUGACUUGGUUAUAGAAGCAAAGAGGGCAGUCACUGUUGUUCGUGUUGUCUGUGUGGACACUAAGCUAAUUAUUCUCCAUUGAAGAUUUAAAGGGAACAAAUAUAUUAAUACACUAGCCAGGGCCAGUAUAAGGAAGCAAUAUGGUUAUUCAUUAAUCUACUGCCACUACACCCAGCUCAUCUGCUGGGAAAUCAUAUAACCACGCCAGCUGCAGAAUCCUUGUGCCUUGUCUUUGGGAAGAAAAGGCUCACCUUUGAUAAACUGUUCACCCAAACACCCUUCCUCUGGAUGGGAGGACUCAUCAUUCCCUCCUGAGUCACAGCAAGAUUAUGGGCAGAAAUAAGGAUGCCAGAACACCAACCCAGGGAUAGCACCAAAGAAAGAGAGGGAGUCUGGGAAGCUCCUUGGUCACAGCUGGACUGUAUCUUACACCCUGCCACCUUCUGGGGUCAGGCAGAGCCACUUGUAGCUUGCCAGGGCUGUGAAAUGUCACAGGGAACCAAGCAGGGUAAGAGGAAUCGGGGAGGAUUCCUCUCUCUUGGAGAGUGUUUUGAAAAUUAAGCAGGCACAGACCUUCCCCCUGCUUCUCACCUUCCCCACUUCUCACAGAUGGGUCAGGGGCUACUUUUGCUCUCAGCUGGCACUUGAAUGAGCAGACUCAAAGCAGGAGGAACAACAGGCGUUGGAAAUCAGUUGUGAACCCCACCUCUGCAGGAAAGCUGGACCCCCAAAACCACAGGUCUGACACCACAGAAGACAGCAGGUUUUUCUCUGAAAUGAGUUUCACUUCACACAGAGCUCUGUUCUCUCCAUGUCCCCUGCUCUCAUUAACUCUUCAUUGCCCUACUCAUGCCCAUCUCUCUGUGCAUCUUACAGGAGCUGCACAGGCAGGUUUACAAAAUCAGAAAUUCAGUCAGCAUCUUGCUGGGCUUCUGCCACUUCAAAGCCACUGAGAAUUUCUUUUUCUUUUUCAAAAUAUGGAACUUCUGCCAGCAAUCUCCAGCAAAACAGCUUCUGUUUCAAGUUUUCUACCAUUCCAGUGCAGCUAAAGGAGGAGUAGGUGUUUUGUGGGCUGAUGUCCUUGGUAAAAUGUGAACAUAAGAAAUAGCACUUUUAUUGGCAGCCAGCAGAGGAUAUUUUCAGCCUAUGUGGUCAGAUUCCCCACCAUCCAUAGGAAACAUACUGUGAAUGACAACUGUUUUUCCAUCCUCUGUUCCUCCUGCUUGUAAUGAAGGAGCAUGUCCUGUGGCCACAGUUCAUUAAAUGAUUCUCACUGCAGAGAAGCAAUAAUUUAUGAGAUCCUUUGGGUCAGAUCACUUGAUUAUUUUUUUUUAACAUGUAAGGUGCUUGGUAAGGAUCUGUGUCACUGCAACUUGAGCCCAUAGGAUGGCACAUCAGAGUAUCCUAAUAGCCCCUGUCUGCACCAGUUCCAUUUUUAAGUCAUCCUUCUCUAUCAAAGGUGACCAGAAGCACCCAGUACUCCAGGUGAGGUCCAACCUAGCCCUCAUACAGGGAAUUAAUAGUUCUGGCCUGUGCUGGUCUCAACUUGCCUGGUGUAGCUUUGGAUAAUAUUGGCUUUUUCCCAGCCACAACAUACUGAGAGCUCAGAGUCAUCCUCUGACCAAUCUAGGCACCUACGUCUUUCUACACUUCCAGCAUUUCUAACCAGGCUACUCCCUGCUGUUCCAGACAUUGGGUCAUCAGCAGAUUUUGUUAACAGUUUUUUUUGGGCUGGACUGACUAAUAAAAAUAUUAGAUACUUCUAGCAACAAGGACAAUCUGAGAGAGCUACUUUUACUACCUCCAUCCAGCCCAAAGAUUUCCUCAUCAAUUAGCACCUUCUCACUUUCACUUUGGCAAUUUGCUUAUUUCAAAAAUCCUGUUCUGUACUUCAUCUUGUACAGAUUUAAUUGCUAAUUAAAUUACUAAUUUCCCACCAUCAAAUAGUUUCCAUGGUCCUGAAAGGGGAGGUCUCCCUGCUGGGGGAGCUCAGGUAUCCUGUCCUAUUAGCUGGGCAUUAGCUACAUUUGAAUGCCUAUUGCAUUUUGUCCUAUUUGUAGAUUCACUGCAAUUAUUAUUUCAACAAAAUAUGUUCUGCCUGCUGAUGGGAUGCUACCCCCACCUCCCUAUUCCUUUUUAUAGUAGGUACGCCAGACUCUUUGCAAA
This is a messenger RNA of Cyanistes caeruleus (blue tit), 6652 nucleotides long. RefSeq names its product platelet derived growth factor receptor beta (gene PDGFRB). Gene Ontology annotation, molecular function: platelet-derived growth factor beta-receptor activity; ATP binding; platelet-derived growth factor binding. Lineage: Eukaryota; Metazoa; Chordata; Aves; Passeriformes; Paridae. Gene Ontology annotation, cellular component: plasma membrane; signaling receptor complex. The record is from RefSeq and is a predicted model, not a curated record. Gene Ontology annotation, biological process: positive regulation of kinase activity; positive regulation of smooth muscle cell migration; cell surface receptor protein tyrosine kinase signaling pathway.